AGCUGUCUGGUUUUUUUUUGUAACCAAAAUGAAUAAAAUAACACGAGAAUUUAUUAAAGUUUUGAGACAAAACAAUAGUCCCACUUUGCUGGGUCGUCAAUUGUCAUAUAAGAGUGAUAUAUCCUUGGAUAAAAUCUAUCCAAAUGCCCGACUCCAACUCUACACGCCUCCCCCGCCACCGCCCAGCGGUAGUAAAAAAUUUAAUGGUUUUAUACCAAUAAACAAAUUAGAGAUCACCUAUAGUCGUAGCUCUGGUCCCGGUGGCCAGCAUGUGAAUACUGUCAAUACCAAAGUCGACCUCCGCUUCAAGGUGGCCGAAGCGGAUUGGCUGUCUCAGGAGACACGGGACAAGCUACUCAAAGCCCUACACAAUAAGAUAACUAAAGAUGGUUACUAUUUCAUUAAGAGCGAUCUAACUCGCUCCCAGCAAAUGAAUCUGGCCGAUGCUUUGGAAAAGUUGCGCACUCUAAUACGAGCCCAAGAGGUGGAAGCCGCGGCAGGACCCAGCGAGGAGACACUAGAGAAACUACGGCGACGCCAGGAAAAGGCAGUACGUGAGCGCUUGCAACUGAAACGCAGUCGAGCCCAGGUCAAGGCUGAUCGUCAGGGGCCAUCUGGAGUUGAGUUAUAGAUAUUUCUUGUAUUUAAUUAUUACAUAAGAACUUUGUUAAAUAUUAAAUGAGGAAACUAUUUUUAAAUAUUUCUCAGAAAUUUGUUAAAUUGAAAAUAGAGAUCCGGCCCCGGAAUUGGGUAUAUAAAAUUUUA
Drosophila willistoni is the source of this 765-nucleotide messenger RNA. RefSeq names its product peptidyl-tRNA hydrolase ICT1, mitochondrial. The record is from RefSeq and is a predicted model, not a curated record. NCBI's taxonomy places the organism in Eukaryota, Metazoa, Arthropoda, Insecta, Diptera, Drosophilidae. Gene Ontology annotation, cellular component: mitochondrial large ribosomal subunit. Gene Ontology annotation, molecular function: translation release factor activity. Gene Ontology annotation, biological process: mitochondrial translational termination. Bases 29 to 631 code for a protein of 200 amino acids. The transcript is spliced from 2 exons.